AUGACGGACGUCACUUCAAAGGAUUCUGAUCGCGAGCCUGACCCACCCACAAAAGCCAUUGACAAGACCGGCGCCCGCUCCGGCAAGCGCGAGGCCCCUAAGCAAGCUCCGGCUGCCCCUGCGAACAAUGUAGGAGGAGGACGCGGCGACCGACGAGGCCGUGGCGACCGCACUGGCGGCUUCAAUGCCAACGAGAAUGCCUUCCGCGACCGUGCGACUGGCCGCGCGCAAAACCGUCAGCAGGAUGUAGGUGAUGAUGUUGGCGGUGGUGAGAAGCGUCGCGACCGUGGCCGUGGCCGCGGCGGUCCUCGUCGUGGUGGUGACCGCCACUCCCGUACUGCUGUUGGUGACCAUCAGAAGCAAGUGGGCCAUGGCUGGGGUGAGCAGACCGGAAGUGGUGAGUGGGCUGAUGAGAGAUCCGGCGAGGCGCAAGCCACCCAGGAGCGCAAGGAAGCUGCCUGGGAUGCCGACAAGAACGAGGCUUGGAACGAGGACAGCAAGCCUGUCACUAUUCCCGAGGGUGGCCAAGCCAUUGACGAGGCCGAGCCUGAACCUGAGGACACCUCCAAGUCGUAUGCCGAGUACCUCGCCGAGAAGGCUCAACAGAAGCUUGAAGGUCUUGGUCUCAAGGAGGCCCGCGCGCCGAACGAGGGUGCUAAGGAGGACAAGAAGUGGAAGGGUGCCAAGGAGCUCGUCCGCGCCGAAGAUGAGGAUUACUUCAAGGGCGAGGACAAGGCUCGCCGCGAGCGUGAACGUGGUCGCAACGCCAAGGAAUUCCUUGACAUUGACUACACCUUCAAGGAGCAAUCUCGAGACUCUCGUGGGGGUGCCCGUGGCGGUCGUGGCGGACGCGGUGGACGCGGCGGCGAGCGCGGCGACCGUGGCGACCGUGGCGACUUCCGAGGCGGACGCGGCGGCCGUGGUGGUCGUGGUGGCGAGCGCGGCGAGUUCCGUGGUGAUCGUGGUGACCGUGGUGACCGUGGUGGCCGCGGACCCCGUGGUGGCCGUGGAGGUCCUAUUGCCGUCAACGAUCAAAACGCGUUCCCCAGCCUGGGCGGCAAAUAG
This is a messenger RNA of Cyphellophora europaea CBS 101466, 1065 nucleotides long. RefSeq lists its product as uncharacterized. Bases 1 to 1065 code for a protein of 354 amino acids. The transcript has 4 exons. Gene Ontology annotation, cellular component: nucleus; cytoplasm. Gene Ontology annotation, molecular function: RNA binding. NCBI's taxonomy places the organism in Eukaryota, Fungi, Ascomycota, Eurotiomycetes, Chaetothyriales, Cyphellophoraceae. The record is from RefSeq and is a predicted model, not a curated record.